Messenger RNA from Geodia barretti, 349 nucleotides. The record is from the annotation of a GenBank genome assembly. Lineage: Eukaryota; Metazoa; Porifera; Demospongiae; Tetractinellida; Geodiidae.
ACGAACGAGACUAAGCCAGGACUGGAUGCCUGCAGAGAAAACUACUCUCAUCCUCCAGUGCCUUCUGUUAUAGCUAUCAUUGUAGUCUGAUUUCUGAAGCCUGCCCAAUGAAACCACCACCAUAUGUGCCACAACCUAAUGCGUCCUUGUUGGAGACACUACGCAUACACCCUGCUUCAGGGCUGACCUCCAGCCCGCCGCCACCCCACAGCAGCCCCGUCCAGACGACUCUCUGUACACUUCAAUGAGGGAGCCCCCAUCGUCAAACGGGGAAGACGACGACUCCGAAGAAGAAGCCGAAGAGGACAUCUCUGACCCAGCCUCCCCUGAGUACGAGAAACAACGACCC